This is a messenger RNA of Helianthus annuus (common sunflower), 4558 nucleotides long. RefSeq lists its product as uncharacterized. NCBI's taxonomy places the organism in Eukaryota, Viridiplantae, Streptophyta, Magnoliopsida, Asterales, Asteraceae. Gene Ontology annotation, biological process: RNA 3'-end processing. The transcript is spliced from 6 exons. The record is from RefSeq and is a predicted model, not a curated record. Gene Ontology annotation, cellular component: nucleolus; TRAMP complex. The coding region runs from base 214 to 4026 and encodes 1270 amino acids. Gene Ontology annotation, molecular function: poly(A) RNA polymerase activity; mRNA binding.
UAUAGAUGUGAAUGGAUAGAUAUGUAAAAGAAUCCAAUAGUAAAAUACCAAAGAAAAUAUCAAAAGUAAAGCAAAUUGUUCCCUUUUUUGUCAACUCCUGCAAGGUGGCUGGCUCCUCCCCCCUCAUCAAAUCAUUUCAAAAUUUUCUCAUACAAAACCCCUAAUUUAUCUCCAAAUCCCUAAUUCCCUCAAUCCAAAAUUCACUCACAAAUCAUGCAAUCAAAGCGCCAAUUGAUCGAUUCCCUCACUUCCCACAUCUCCCUCUACAAUUCCCACUUACCAAUUUCACCUUCUUCUUCUUCUUCUUCACAAUCAAACCCUAACCCUAACCCUAGAUCUUCAAUUCUCAAAUGGUUCGCAUCACUCACGCCUCCACAACGCCAAUCCCACCUCACAAUCGUCGAUCAAUCCUUCACACAACUGUUAAUUCAAUUGCAAUUCAAGCUCAAACACAACGGCCAUGGCUUGUUUAUUAUUCUUCCUGAUAUACCCUCAUCAAACCCUAAUAUCCCCAGCUUCUGUUUCCGGAAAUCUCACGGGUUAUUGACCAGAGUUAGUUUGGCUUCGGACCCAGAGAAGCGGAUCCGUGAAAGCUUACAGCUUUUCGAUUCGAAAGAAGGUGAGAAUUUUGGUCAUUUUGGUAAUUUGGGUACAGGCUGUUGUGGCUGUUUGGAUUCUGUUACAGUUAGUUGUGAGUUUGUUGAAAAUGUGGAAGCUUUUGUUGAAAUUAUGGAUGGGGUGUCAAAUGGGGAGUUUUUGAGGGGUGAAGAAGGGGUGUUGAUGGGGUCAGUGGAUUGGGUGGAGUUGAAUUGGUUGAAAGUGAAAGGGUAUUAUUCGGUGGAGGCGUUUGUGGCGAAUCGGUUGGAGUUGGCUUUGAGGCUGGCUUGGUUGCAGGUGAAUGUUGGGAAGAAGAGAGGGGUGAAGUUGAAGGAGAAGUCGGUUUGUGCGGCGGCGGGUGUGGCGGCGAAUGUGUAUUGGAGGAAGAUUGGGUGUGUCGAUUGGUGGAUGAAGUUGGAUGAUCGGUUAAAGAAGAAGUUUUUGAGGAUUGUGUUGGGAAAAGCUGCAAGAUUGUUGACUCAUGACAUUUUAUAUGGACGAAGUAGUGGCGUGGAGGAUGAGUUUCCGACCACUUGUGUGAGAGAGAAACCACUUCCGAGAUACAACCAAGAAACCGUUGAUACCCUUAAAGGAAAAGAUUUCGAAUCGGGGAUGACUCUGUUUAUUCCUCCAUCCGGUAAAUUAUCUUCAAUAGCACAAACGUUCAAUCGUCUAUUAGUUGUUUGUGAGAUUUCAACAAUGUUGCUAGCAUUUGACAAUGGUCGAUUUAGUGAACAAGCACUGUUCUUUAGCUCGUUAGAGGCUGUUGGUACAAUUUCUGAUCGCAUAUUAAGGAGAUUGCGAGGUUUGUUCAUGGUUGUUUCACUUGAUUAUACAAAACUUGAGCUCCUUGAAGAUCUAAACUCAACCAAAUCCGUAAAGAAAUCAAAAUCAAAAUCAAAAUCGAAGUCUGUUUCCGCUAAGAAAGGGAAAUCACGUGAUGUGAAAAAACCGAUUCCUGUUCAGAUUUCUGAUAAGAGUAGUUCCACUUCAGACAAGCCUACAAAGGACGAGGUGCAUAAAUCGGAUAUUCAAGAAAUGGAUUGUAAAACAGAGAAUGCGUCCACAUCGGUAGAAACGGUUGCGCUUUUUGAACAUGGUGAAGGAAUAACUAACAAAACAGUCCAAAGCACCGCAAAGAAGAAUAAGAGAGCAAGAAAGAAACAUAAGAAAGACGGCACAAAUAACCAACUCAAAAAUAUCAUUACCCAAACGGACCCCGUGAAAGUAUCCGGGAAUCCCGGCACCGAGAUUGUUACCAAUGGCGCAAGUGUUGUUGACGACAAUCCAGUAGAAGCUAAUGUAUCACCUGCUGUUAUGCCUACUAUAAAUAAUAAUAAUAUUAUCGAAAGUCAAGAUGUUGACCUGAUUGCGCAUGAGCACGUAAAGGAAAUGGAGACGACGCAGUCUUUAGUUACUGGCAAGGAAAAGAUGGAACAAAAUCCGGUAGUUGUUCAUGAUGGUGGGCCCAUGACCUUUUCAGGAAACCCGCCAAAUGAGCGGCCGAUUGCAGCACCUCAAUUAUCGUUUGUUCACCAGUCAGGCUUUGUACACGCGGUUGGGCUCAGAGAAGAUGAUUUUGCGGUUUCUGGGUUGGACUAUAGUCAAUAUUUUGGUGGUGGUGUGAUGUAUUGGGAUUCGUACGAUCACCCGGUGGCUAGUUUUUCAAGACCACCGUCUUUGAGCUCAGAUGACAGCUCGUGGGCGUGGCAGGAAGCUGACAUGAAUCGAACCGUUGACGAUAUGGUUGCGUUUUCGUCUUCGUAUAGUACGAACGGGCUGACAUCACCAUCCGCCACGUCGUUCUGCUCUCCGUUUGACCCUCUUGGUUAUGUUUUACCCAGUGAGGUAUCUGGGAAAGUGCUUCAUUCAUCUUCCGCAAUGAAGGAUUUAUCCGAAGAAAACGUUUUGGGCUCGUUAGCCAGUUUUCCAGGUGACAUCGAAGCGAAAACCGGUGAUUUGUUUCCGUAUCCGAUUUUACGACCUAUUAUAAUUCCAAACAUUGAUAGAUCACGGGAUUUUAAACGUAGCUAUGAACAUAAAAGCCCGUGUGUUCCUCCUAGCAGACGGGAAGAACCGAGAAUUAAACGACCACCGUCACCUGUUGUCCUUUGUGUUCCUCCGGUUUCCGAUUCAAGAAAACAACGCGGGUUUCCCACCGUUCGAUCGGGUAGCUCGAGCCCGCGACACUGGGGUGUAAAAGGGUGGUUUCACGGAGAGAAAAAGAGUCUUUCGGCCCGUCAAUUAAGUCAAACGUUACCCGGAGCUUUGUUGCAAGACCGCUUAAUUGCUAUCUCACAGUUAACCCGUGAUCAGGAAUCACAUCCCGAUUUGUCAAUCCCGCUUCAGUCACGUGAAUUACUCGAUUGUUCAACACGGAAAUCGUCACUUCCUGUGAUGCACAGUUUACUAAACGAUGAGAUCGACUCGUUUUGUAAACAGGUGGCGGGAGUCAACAUGACUCGAAAACCGUAUAUUAACUGGGCGGUUAAACGUGUUACCCGUUCCCUUCAAGUUUUAUGGCCUCGGUCACGAACAAACAUUUUCGGUUCAAAUGCUACCGGUUUAUCACUUCCAACGAGUGAUGUGGAUCUUGUGGUUUGCCUUCCACCUGUUCGAAACUUAGAACCGAUAAAAGAAGCGGGAAUCUUGGAGGGUAGAAACGGGAUUAAAGAAACGUGUCUACAACACGCUGCUAGAUAUCUGGCUAAUCAAGAAUGGGUUAAAAACGAUUCGUUAAAAAUCGUUGAGAAUACUGCUAUACCCAUUAUCAUGCUCGUUGUCGAAGUUCCGUGUGAUGUUAUCGUUUCCGUAGACCAAGAAAUUUCUACACAUAGUGAUGGUGGAAAACACACAGACGUCCAGUCGAUUCGAAUCGAUAUUAGUUUUAAAUCCUCGUCACACACCGGAUUACAAACUACCGAACUCGUUAAACAGCUGACAGAACAAUUCCCUGCAGCUACACCACUCGCGUUAGUUUUGAAACAGUUUUUAGCCGAUCGAAGUCUCGAUCAAUCUUAUUCUGGUGGGUUGAGUUCUUACUGUUUAAUUUUAUUAAUCACGCGUUUUCUUCAACAUGAGCAUCAUUAUGGAAGGUCGAUUAGUCAGAACUUUGGAGGUUUAUUGAUGGAUUUCUUUUAUUUUUUCGGCAAUGUUUUUGAUCCACGUCAGAUGCGGAUAUCGGUACAGGGAAGUGGGGUGUAUAUAGAUCGGGAACGAGGGUAUAGUAUCGAUCCGAUAUAUAUUGAUGAUCCUUUAUUUCCUGCAAAUAAUGUUGGUAGGAAUUGUUUUCGGAUACAUCAAUGUAUUAAGGCGUUUGCGGAUGCGUAUUCUACUUUGGAAGAUCAACUUGAUAAUUGUGAUCCAAGUAAUGGAUCGUUAUCGGUGAAGUUGCUCCCGUUAAUCAUUCCUAGUAUCGCUCCGUUGUAGAUACAAUCAUCAUCUUACAUGAAUUUGAUGAUAAUUCGUAAGAAAAGUUGACCGGCCAGAAGUUUUGGUCAACGGGGGUAGGCCUGAUGAUAAUUCGUAAGAAAAGUUGACCGGCCGGAAGAUUUUGGUCAACGAGGGUAGGCCAUCGGGCUCUUUGGAAGGAGCUGGUCAAUAGUCACACAGGUCUUCUGAUGAAAAAACGAAGACAACGGAUCAGGCUGGGCCCGUUUACGGGUUUCAUGUUUACACUAUGGUGUGAUUCCUUUGCUCCAAUGUGAUUAUAUACAUAAUUGACAUGUUACAGCUCACAUAAGGCUUUAUAAAAGUAUAGAAGCUUCAAAGCUUAUUGUGGAUUGGAGCUUUUUACCAGGCUUUCAGAGUUUUAGUUAUACAAAAUAUAAAAUGUCACCCAAAUCUCAUUAUUAUGAUAGAGAAUGUGUAUGUUAUUUACAUAAUUUGUAUCAAUUUUUUUAACCAAUUUUGUAUACUUUCUUAUAUCUUACCAGAAUGAAAUCUACCGUCUUUAUAUGUU